Molecule: messenger RNA, 542 nt
Organism: Sphenostylis stenocarpa
Lineage: Eukaryota; Viridiplantae; Streptophyta; Magnoliopsida; Fabales; Fabaceae
Source: the annotation of a GenBank genome assembly
AUGGCUUUGACAAGUGAGAAACAAAUUAAUGAAGAAAAUGAGUUUAUUCUCUCCCUUCCCAGAACAAUAGGUUUGGCUGCAGCUUCCCAUCUACAUCUUUUUCAAGAAUUUUGGUACCCAUCGACUGUCAUUCAAGGAGUAUACAAUUUUCAAAAAUAUUUUCAUGCAAAAGACAAUGAUGUUUUUGUUGCCAGUUUUCCAAAAUCAGGUACUACUUGGUUGAAAGCUCUGACUUUUGCUAUUUUGAACCAUCAACGUUUUCCCUCUUUUGAAAACCAUCCAUUACUCACUUCCAAUCCUCAUGAACUUGUGCCUCCCCUUGAAUUCAUUCUGUCUCGUGAUUUGGAUGAUCAAAUUCUUAACUUAUCCAACAUGAGUGAGCCAAGGCUUUUGGGUAUCCACACACCAUUCCCUUCAUUACCCAAAGUCCGUCAAAGAAUCAAACUGAAUCCAUUUGACACUUUUGUUUCAGCUUGGGAAUUCUUUCCUAAAAUCAAAUCAGUGCCUUUACCUACGUUAGCAAUGGAGGAAGCAUUUGAGAA